Molecule: messenger RNA, 2242 nt
Organism: Dendronephthya gigantea
Lineage: Eukaryota; Metazoa; Cnidaria; Anthozoa; Malacalcyonacea; Nephtheidae
Exons: 5
Coding region: 127-1749 (540 amino acids)
Source: RefSeq, a predicted model, not a curated record
UAACGGCAGUUGUAUUGUGUCGUGGUUCCUUUCAAGUCUUGUCGUGUAACAGCGUAGGACCGAAAAUCCUUGGUAUUUUGGUUAACAAACGCAGAGAAUACUCGAGAUAUUACACACAACAGAAAAAUGGCAGAAGAAUUGGAAGGUGUGAAAACAGAUCACCUCGAUAAAGAAUGUCCGGCAUUCAAAGAAGGUUGUCCGUUUUCUAAAGUGGAAGAUAAGCAGAUCAAAGAUGCAGUUGAGAAAUGCCCUGAAUUCAAAACCGGAUGUCCAUUUAAAGAUUCCAAAAGCCUUGCUGAGGUUUACGAGAAGUUAUCGCAUGUUCCACACUCAGCUGGACAUGAAAAGGAAUUAUCUGGUCAAAAGUUGACUGAUAUGUUUAAGAAAAUGCACGAUACGUCUGAAAGUCUGGAAGAAAAGUUAGGAGAUUGUCCUGUGUUUCACAAACAGCAGGGAUGCCCAUUUAAAAGCGUCCGUACUCACGACGGCAAGCGGUUGGCUGAACCGGUUGAAUCCAUCGGCCAUGACGAACGAGUGUCGAAGAAGCUGAGGACUGUCGAUGUCACUCAUCUUAAGCAACAAUGCGCUGCAUUUCAAGAAGGUUGCCCGUUUGCUAAAGUGGAGGAAAAGCAACUAGUGGAGGCGAUCGAAAAGUGUCCCGAAUUCCAAAACGGCUGUCCGUUUAAAGAUGCCAAAAGUCUUGCUGAAGUUUACGAGAGGUUGUCCCAUGUGCCGCAUUCAGCUGGACAUGAAAGCGAAUUAUCCGGUCAGAAGUUGAUUGAGAUGUUCAAGAAAAUGCACGAUACGGCAGAAUGCCUGGAAGAGAAGUUAGGAGAUUGCCCUGUGUUUCACAACGAUCUAGGAUGCCCAUUCAAGAGUGUUCGCACUGAGGAAGGCAAGCACUUGGUGGAACCUGUUGAGUCUGUUGCCCAUGAUCAGCACGUCAUUGAGGAGCUCAAAGAGAUCGAUACCACGCAUUUACAACAGCAUUGCCCUGCUUUUAAAGAUGGCUGCCCAUUUAGUAAACUGGAGGACAAAGAUAUGAAAGAAGCCAUUGCAAAAUGUCCCGAGUUCCAAAAUGGCUGCCCUUUUAAGGAUGCCAAAAGUUUUGCAGAAGUUUACGAGAUUUUGUCCCAUGUCCCACAUUCAGCUGGACAUGAAAAUGAGUUAUCUGGUAAAAAGAUGAUUGAAAUGUUUAUGAAAAUGCACGAUACUUCUGAAUGUCUAGAAGAGAAAUUAGGUGAUUGCCCCGUAUUUCACAAAGAUCAAGGAUGCCCAUUCAAGAGUGUCCGUACUGAGGACGGAAAGCAUCUGGUAGAGCCUGUCAACUCCGUCUCUCAUGAUCAGCAUGUUAUUGAUAGCUUGGAAUCAGUUGACGUGACUGAAAUUCAAGAAAAAUGCCCUGCGUUCAAAGAUGGUUGCCCGUUUGCGAAGGCUGAUGAAAAGGCAUUAAAUGAAGCGAUUGAGAAAUGUCCCGAAUUCCAAAAUGGCUGUCACUUCAAAGAUGCCAAAAGUCUCGGGGAAGUUUACGAGAAGUUGUCCCAUGUUCCGCAUGCGGGAAAGGUGGAAGAGUUGUCUGGGCAGAAAUUGGUUGAGUUCUUCAAGAAAAUGCACAGUACUUCCGAAUGCCUCGAAAAGAAGAUUGGGGAUUGCCCUGUGUUUCAUAAAGAUGAUGGCUGUCCUUUUAAAUCCGUCCGUAGCAACAAAAAACAUUUAGUGGACCUAGUCGAUUCCGUUGCUCAUAACUAGGUUUGGUUUUUGUAAGAGUGCCUUAAAGAGGAUGUAACUUCUCGGGUAAUUCAUCGUAAUUUUUAAUGCUAAAAUAGGUCAGAUACUAUCGUAUGAAACUAUUAUCUCCUGUAGUGUGUUUGGUAUAGUUUUAUACAACGGCCCCUGACCAACAUUUGUAAUGGUUUUAUCCAAAAUACGCGAUUCUAAAUUGACCUUUCAUCAACUAUGCUUCAAAUUUAACUGUUUUUUAUUCAACUGACCCUUUGUUUACAGCGAGGUAUGAGUGUAGCGCAUCCAUAAAGCCAUAUUUAGAGAACUGGGUUUAAUAUACAUACUAGUACUAUGCUUCCGUGAUGGUAGUUCUUGGUAUCCUGUAAACCAGGGGACGGUGGUAUAGAAAUGCAGUUAUAUAAUUGUAACUAAUGUUAAAGAAGUGGAAAAUCAGAAUUAAUGAUUUUAUAUCGAUCAAAUAAUAAGUUUUGUUGUACAAAAUAAUAAUUCAUUGAAUUCA